Paramecium octaurelia is the source of this 952-nucleotide messenger RNA. The record is from the annotation of a GenBank genome assembly. NCBI's taxonomy places the organism in Eukaryota, Ciliophora, Oligohymenophorea, Peniculida, Parameciidae.
AUAAGUUUGAUGCAGAGAUUGAAAGUUGAACUUCACUGCCCAUUUGAUAAUCAUGAUCAAAGCCUAAUAGUUGGAGUGUGUGUUAAUGAAUAAUGUCUAGACAAGCGGCCUUUUUGUGUGGCAUGUCAAUAUUAAUUUCAUUCUUCUCAUAAGAAAGACUUAAAAAGGUUUGAUGACUUUAAGGAUUUGCUUUGCGAGAAUUCUCAAUUAUCUGAGAAACUUAAAAGUCAACUUAAGGAUUUACAAUAUCUAGUUAAAGUUAUCACUCAUUUAGUAGAAGCUACUUAAUACCUAAACAAUAGUUAAAUUCUUUUGGAAUUGAAUUACACAGACCUACACAAUAAUAUAAAUACCCUUAUUACAUAAUGGAAUCAACAAAGGAAUUUAUGUGAAUUUUUAUAAGACACUUUUUCAACGAAUGUUAAAAACAAAAUUAACACUCUUAAAUAUCAAAAAUAAAAAAGUAAUUUUUUUUUUGCAUAUAGUUUCUAAUGAUGUUCCAAAAUUAAAAACAGAUGUUCUAAAACAGGAGGAUUUGUUUUAUGGUCUACCAGUCCCUAAAUAAUUGAAAGAUCUUACAAUUAACUCAAUUAAAGAUUCAACUUCUUUGGAAAUGGUGGAGGAUAGCAAGUUGAAAUAAAUUUCACAAAAAAAUUUUAAUAAUUAAAAGAAUUCACAACCUUUAAAGGGAUACUUUAAUCCAAAUGCGAUACAAGCACCUAGAUUAAAACCACGAGGUUAUAAUAACUUAGAAUAGCACUUAAAUACAACAAUGUAGAUCUCAAGAUCAGAAAAAUAUUUAGAAAAUCAAAGAUAAGAAUAGAUCGAGAACUUAAACUCUAGUUCAUUUGCAGUUUCGAAUCUCACAGAAUUAUUCCAAAAUGCAUCAAACAUGAUUUAAAGGUCAGAUAAAAAAUCCAAAAAUGCAAUAAAAAUCCAAUAAAUAAGCUGA